Messenger RNA from Clunio marinus, 816 nucleotides. Lineage: Eukaryota; Metazoa; Arthropoda; Insecta; Diptera; Chironomidae. The record is from the annotation of a GenBank genome assembly.
AUGUCUCAACGAAAGCCGGUGUCACUUUACAAAAUGAAAGACAAAAUGGAUCCAUCAGGAGAAUGUUCUUUCAUCAACAAAGGAUUGCAAAAGCAAAUGCGUCAGCCAGGGAGCGAACAAACACAAACCCACCCUGUAUCAAAUUUCGAGCAACAGAAAUAUUUUUUUCAACGUCAACAACGCAGGAAUUUUGAAACGAAUUCCUUUCAGCAGCAGUUGAAAGCUGAUAAGUUUAAUGAAAAAAAUAAAACUCAAGAAUAUUGGAAAACGAUGUCAAAUUUAAACAAAGCAAAUCCUAUGAUGGAUGCCCAAAAGAAAAAAAUUCACAACACGCCACUUCCAAAUAUUUCUUUUGAGUAUCAAAAUUUAUAUUUCAAUGAAAAUAAAUCGGAAACAGAAUCUGAGAAUGACAAUAAUGAUAGCUUAUAUGCUGAUGACAAGGAUGAGAUAGAAACAUUCGGAGAAUCUGAAUAUGAUGGUAACGAUGACAUGCGUGCAUCGAUCAGAACACUUCAUAGAGGACUAAAGAACAUUACACGAAAUUAUGUAAGAAUGUUGGACUCGCAAGUUGAUAACGCUAUGAGUAAAAUUUUGAUAUCAGAAAGAAAGAAAUCUUCGGUGGCGAAAAAUUGUCAGAAACAAGAUAAACGGUCAGUUAAUCCAACUUCGACAGUUGAAGUUUAUACAAAAAUGGAAUCGAUGCGAAAGGAAUGUUACAAGAAAAUUCAAGCAAGUCUUGAAAGAUUGCAACAUAUUGACAAUGUCACUGACGAACUUUUUCACAACCAUGUUGAAAACAAAAUGAAGGAAAAAUAA